AUGCGGGCGGCAGGGCUACUGCUGGCCCGGGCGCUGCUGGUGGCCUGGGCACUGCUGCACCCCGCGGGCACGCAGCAGUGUCACCCCGCCGCCGCCACCGUCCUGCGCUUCACCGACCGCCACGCCGAGAUCCGGGUGCCGGCGCUGCACCGGGUGCCCAGCCCGCUCGACCCCCUCUAUGGGCUCGUCCGGCGCUGCCUGGACCUCAUCCAGCAGAACCCCCUGCCCACGGAGUUGCUCCGGGCAGCCCUGAAUGACCCUGGAUCAGUGCGGACAUCGCAGGUGGUGCAGUACGAGCUGGGCUAUGUGGUCUGUGCCGCCGUGGCCCUGCUCUUCACCGUGGCCAUGCCGGUGGCCGGGAUGUGCUUCUACUGCCGGAGCCGCCGGCGCUGCGGGGGCCGCCUCCGCGCCCACCGGCGCUCGCUGGGCUGCCGGCGGCACUGCCUGCUGGCCUGCCUGUCCUUCACCUCCCUCGUCAUCCUGAUCAGCGUCACCUGCGCCUUUGUCACCAGCCAGCGGGUCAAGGGGCAGAUGGAGCCGGGGCUGGGGGCUGUGCCGACCACCCUGCGCACGCUGCGGCAGCACCUCGCCAACGUCCCCAGGUGGGGCGUGCAGAUGGUGGUGGACAAGUUCGAGGUGCCCCGCAAGCAGAUAAUCUCCGAUUUGGGCGGCCUCAGCCGGAGCGUGGGGCUCUCCAUCCACACACAGCUCAAGGCCAUGACCUACGCGGCGCUCUCAGACCUGCAGGACAGGGCUGCAGACCUACAGACCUCGCUGCACCAUUUACAGAUUCUUGACGGGACCUCGCGGGCGCUGGCGGCAGCGCGGGCCGAGCUGGAACCGGCGCUGCGGGAGCGGCGGGGGCGGGUGGUCGCGCUGCUCGACGAUCCCCGCUGCACCUCCUGCGCCAGCGCCCUGGGCAGGGCACAGAGCCUGGAGCUGGGCGCUGACUACGGCAAGGUGCCGUCGGUGGAGAAGGUUUUGAAGGCCAUGGCCGGGCUGCCCCGAAGCGACUUUGCAGAGAUGAUUCGCCAGGGCAAUGGCACCUUCAACUCCAUCCCGGAGCUGGCCGUGGAGAGGAUGGCACAGGUCAUCCAGGAUCUGCGGGAGGAGCUGUCCCACACCGCACAGAAGGUGCAAUCCAUCGCUGACAGCUUCCUCCCCGACUACACCCGGCCCGCCAGCAAAGCCCUGGUGACGGCGGAGGAGCGGAGCCGGCCCUACCUGCGGGUGGAGCGCUUCGAGCACUACAGGUGGAUCGCGGGCACGGUGCUGUGCUCCAUCGUCCUCCUCAUCCUUGCCUGCAACGUGAUGGGAAUGGCCCUGGGAGCCUACGGGCUUUCCAAGCGCGAGGACCCGAGUGACUACGAGUGCCGAGGAGAGGCUGGUGCCAAGUUCCUCCUGGUCGGUGUGGGCCUGGCUUUCCUGUUCUCCUGGCUCCUCAUCCUCCUCGUUUUUGCCACCUUCCUGGUUGGGGGCAACAUCCAGACGCUGGUUUGCAGGAAUUGGGUCAACCAGGAGAUUUAUAAGUUCAUUGACACCCCUGGGAAUCUCCCUCCAUCCAUGAACCUCACCCGCCAGCUCAACCUGAGGAGGGACUCCAACCUCAGUGCCACGUACCGGGACUGCAAGAGCGGUGCAGGGCUGUGGGAGGUGCUGCAGCUCGACAGGUCCUACGACCUGGAUGAGCACCUGAAAACCCCCAAGUACACGGCUGACUUCCAAAAACGCCUGGGAGACUUCACUGCCCACCUGGGGGACGUGCGGCUCCUGCGCAGCGAGGGCAGGCAGGACCUGGAGACCUUCGCCCGCAGCGGCCUGGAUGAGGUGGACUAUGGGCGCUUCCAGGAGGAGAUGAAAAACCCCUUAGUGCAGACCAACCUGCCUGGCCUGGCCAGGAACCUCGAGGGGCUGCAGAAAAUGCAGAGGAACAGCACGGUGGCAGGACGGCUGGGAGCCGAGGCCCGAGCCCUGUGGCAGAUGCAAAACUCCACAGUGCAGUCACAGGAGGCUUUGGUGGCAAAGCUGGGGGAAAGCGUCCAGUUCCUCUCCCGCUUGGCGCCACAUCUCAAGGAGCGGGUGAAGAGGACACUGGCCACCACGGCCUCGGUGGAAGCCCGGCUGCCCGUGCAAGCCCAGCAGAUCCUGCGGCAGGAGAUCGGCUGCUUCACGAGGAAGGAGCUGCGGUACUUCACCCAGUACCUGAACUGGGGGGCAAACGGUGAGUGACUGAGGGAGGACGUGGCCUCGUGCCAGCUGGCCACGGCCCUGGACAACGGGAGGGUCAUCCUGUGCGACCGCAUCGCUGACCCCUGGAAUGCCUUCUGGUUCAGCCUGGGCUGCUGCACCUUCUUUCUCAUCCCCAACAUCAUCUUUGCCAUCAGACUCACCAAACACUUCCGCCCCAUCCGCAACCGGCUCAUCUCUACAGGCUCAGAGGAGACCUGUCCCUUCCAUCCCCGUGUCACGGCACUCAAGCUGUAG
Molecule: messenger RNA, 2484 nt
Organism: Chiroxiphia lanceolata (lance-tailed manakin)
Lineage: Eukaryota; Metazoa; Chordata; Aves; Passeriformes; Pipridae
Product: prominin-2-like
Cellular component (GO): cell surface; microvillus; cilium
Molecular function (GO): cholesterol binding
Source: RefSeq, a predicted model, not a curated record